This is a messenger RNA of Frieseomelitta varia, 2712 nucleotides long. RefSeq names its product UDP-glucosyltransferase 2-like. The transcript is spliced from 8 exons. Lineage: Eukaryota; Metazoa; Arthropoda; Insecta; Hymenoptera; Apidae. Bases 339 to 1880 code for a protein of 513 amino acids. The record is from RefSeq and is a predicted model, not a curated record. Gene Ontology annotation, molecular function: UDP-glycosyltransferase activity.
CCGGCUUUGCAUUAUUUCUCUGGCAAGCCGUGCGAGGAACACGCGACCGAUGUACAAGCGGUUCACUUAUUUAUCGUGGCCCCGAGCAAACUGAUCGUGAAACAUGCUGUGAAUUUUUCACGGGAAAGAUCGUUCUUUGGCCUCUCCUCUCCGCUCCUCUGCCCCUCCUCCUCACCCCGGCUUCUGCCUGGUAGGAUCCCUUUAGAAAUUCCUACAAAGGGCGUAACACCGGCAGCCUCGAUUCUCGUUUAAAAAAUUGAAAGACUAUUUCUCGUCUGUGGCUCGAGUGUAUCUCGAAAUAUACGUCGGUGGGCCAACGGUGGCUCGGUGUGUACAAGAUGUUGUCUCUGCCGUUGGUGCUUUUACUCUUUCGUCAAUUCUCGCCCGCCAUUGGAUUCAACAUCCUCGGAAUUUGUCCCAGCGCGAGCUACAGCCACCAACAACCCUUUCAAGCAUUGAUGAAAGCUUUGGCGGCUCGUGGACACAACGUCACCAUGAUAUCGACCAUUCCGUCAAAGAAGCCGAUCAAGAACUACGAGGACGUCGAUCUGUCGUUUUCCUACCGAAAGGCAGACUGCACUAACCUGAGGCACAUGGGAGCGUUCACCAUUCUGCGGAAGAACAUGCGAGAGGCGAACGAGCUGUGCGAGGAGCAAUUGUUCAGCCCGGCCAUCGAGAACCUAAUUUCAAGGAACAAGAGUUUCGACGCGGUGAUUAUAGAACAGUUAUGGUACCAGUGCUAUUACGCCCUCGUCAAGCAUUACAAUUCGCCGGUUCUAAUUGGAUUCCUGAGCGUUGGGAACUUGCCGUACGUCAUGGACUCCGUCGGGAACCCGGACGACCCGCUUUUGAACCCGGAUAUGGCCUAUCCUUUCACGAACAAAAUGAGCCUGGACGAGCGUAUCUGGAACAUCCUUUACACGACGUGGACCAGGAUAUACUACAAGUACUGGCAUUUACCUAGGGCUCAAGAGAUCGUUAACAAGUGGAUGCCUGACGUCUCGAUCGAGGACAUGGACAGAAACUUUAGCCUGGUGAUACUGGGAAACAAUCACGUAUUCGGAUAUCCGAAACCGCUGCUGCCAAACGUAAUCGAGGUUCACAGUCUCCAGAUCACGGAGAAAAGGGAAACCUUGCCCAAGGACAUUGAAGAAUUCCUAGACAAGGCGGAGCACGGGGCGAUCUAUUUCUCCUUAGGCUCGAAUCUGCAAACUCAUCAGUUGCCAGUCGGCCCUUUGACCGCAUUGUUCAACGCGCUUGGCUCGCUCCGGCAAAGAGUUCUAUGGAAACACACCGGAGACAUGGCCAUUCAUCCAGCCAACAUCAAAUUUGUGAAGUGGGCACCCCAGAAAGCGAUUCUCGCACAUCCGAAAGUAAUGGUCUACGUGAUGCAAGGUGGAUUGCAGUCGUUGCAAGAGGCGGUGCACUAUUCUGUGCCGGUAGUGGCCAUUCCCUUUUUCGGAGAUCAACUUUUCAACGCGCGUAAAAUUCUGGAUGCUGGUAUCGGACUCACACUGAACAUCGAUACCGUCACCGAAGAAUCCAUCGUGCGAACUAUCACCCAAGUCAUAGAAAAUAAAACAUACUAUAACAAUAUGAAGGAAAUGUCGGAAAUUAUAAAGGACGAACUGGUAAAACCAAUGGAUCGUGCUAUAUGGAAUGUGGAGCACGUGAUCAAAUUUUCUAAAUCGAAACAUUUACGUUACUACGGCCACGAUAUAUCGUUGAUAAAUUACUACGGAACGAUAGCGAUCUUUGUCCUACCGUUCAUUUUGAUAAUAUACUGCGUUUAUUUCCUAUUGAAUUAUUUGAGAAGUAGAAAGGGAUACAAUUGCAUGAAAGAUAGAAUUAAAUGCUAUGUAAAAUCAAAAUUUGAAUAGUUACGAUAUUUUUGAUAGAAGAAGAUAAUUGUAAAUUCUCUACUACAAUAUUAAAUUUGAUUUAAUUAUGAUUAGCUACGGCUAAAUUUUGAAGUUAGUUAUUAAUUAGUUUAUAAUUGUUGCAUAUUGUUGUCUGUUGGUAAGAGAGUUAAAGAAAUUUUUGCGAUACCGAUCGAUCACGAAAAUAAAAUUAUCAUCAUAUGAAAAGUUUGAUCUGUUGUAUCGACUGUUGAAUAGAUGGAACCAUCUGUUAGUCAAUGAUGGAACCAGUUGCUGGGAAUCUAACGUCACAGCACGACAAGCUAAAGACUUGAAAAUUUGAAUAUUUCCUAACCGUUACGUCCCCUCUUGAAAUUAAUGUAUAUACAAUAUAUAUCCGUAAUGAUUCAAUACUAAUUAAAUAUAUAUCAAUCAUUGAACAAAAUAAGUAAACGAAUAUAUAAAUACUUCUACUUCCAUUAAAAUAUAUCAAACAUUACCGUAUUUCCAUGAAAAUAUGUUAGACAUCGUUAAUCAUCGUGGCGUUCUCCUAAUAUUUCAAGCAUUCUUCCGCAAUCAAUUUGUAAUCUACACAAAAGAAAAACAAAGCUUUCAAAUAAAUGUAUAAAAGAAACAAAUUAUAUAAAAAUAAUCGAGGCAAAAUGUCGGUUUGAAAGCUCAUAGUAUCGUUCAAAAAGAUUAAAGAAAGAAAGAUAAUUUAUAUAUAUAUAUAUAUACAAAUUAUAACAUUCAAAAAAUUAUUAAGUAAAAACGUACGUUAAGUUAAACAUAGGUAAAAUGAUGAACACGAUGAAACGAUGAUAUUACACCUUUAAAAAAUGUUACGCGGAAA